This is a messenger RNA of Perkinsus marinus ATCC 50983, 189 nucleotides long. RefSeq names its product 4-nitrophenylphosphatase, putative. The coding region runs from base 1 to 189 and encodes 62 amino acids. The record is from RefSeq and is a predicted model, not a curated record. Lineage: Eukaryota; Perkinsozoa; Perkinsida; Perkinsidae. The transcript is spliced from 2 exons. Gene Ontology annotation, molecular function: phosphatase activity.
AUGACUGAGCUGGACUUCGAGCCAUCCCGGACGUUGGUCGUUGGAGACAGGCUCGACACAGAUAUCCUCAUGGCCCAGCGUGCUGGUGUUGCCUCUUGCUUAGCUCUGUCGGGAUGCUGCUCGAAAGCCGACCUGGAAACUAGUAGCGUGAAACCAGAUUUCGUGAUUGAUAGUGUGGGGACUGCAUGA